Onychostoma macrolepis is the source of this 6404-nucleotide messenger RNA. It is a transcript of the gene kcna6a, whose product is annotated as potassium voltage-gated channel, shaker-related, subfamily, member 6 a. Gene Ontology annotation, cellular component: dendrite; paranode region of axon; synapse. The record is from RefSeq and is a predicted model, not a curated record. The coding region runs from base 3052 to 4479 and encodes 475 amino acids. The transcript is spliced from 2 exons. Gene Ontology annotation, biological process: potassium ion transmembrane transport; protein homooligomerization. Lineage: Eukaryota; Metazoa; Chordata; Actinopteri; Cypriniformes; Cyprinidae. Gene Ontology annotation, molecular function: protein binding; delayed rectifier potassium channel activity.
UACUUAUUACUAAAUCCUGUAUCAACCUAUAUUAACUUUUCAUUCUUUCAAAUAAAUAAUAUAAAAUUAAAUAAAUUAUUCUUGAACUGACCAAAGUAUUUGAAAUGAAAAUGUAACAUUAAAAACAUACAUUGUCAUCAUUAGACGUUCAAUUUUGAUGUUAAAUCCACUAAUGUUUGAUGGAGAAUUAUUCUAGGCCUAUAUACAUAUAUUCAGUGUUGGGCACGUUACUUUAAAAAAGUAAUUCGUUAUAGUCAUCAUUAUAAAAGUAACUAAUUACCAGGGAAAGUAACUAUUGUGUUACUUCAAAAAAAAAAAAAAUGUUCAAAUGUCAAAUAACUUUGGAUGCCCCCGAUAUUAAAUAUGUUAAAUUAAUGAAAUGGACACUAAAAAGAAUAAAUUAUUAUUAAAAAACAUUGUACAUUAAUCUACACUAUUUAUCUACUGACACUUAGUAUCAGUCAGUCAAGCAUUAUAAUAUAAUAUUAUGAUAAUUUAAUAUUAUAUGAUGAUAGAACUUUAGUAAUUAGAAUAACCAAGUAUGAAUGCAUAUUUGUCAUCAAUAUAAAACGCACUAAGGAUUAAUGAGCUGCUGGGUUCAUGAAUAUUAAUCACGUUGUCUGCGUUCGCUCGAAUUGAUUUGCUGAAAUCAAAACAGGGACGAUAAUAAGUGAGCACCAGCCAAUGAGAUUGUCGUUUGCGCAUUAGUUCCGCCCACUACCAGAGAACCAGGCAGUUCUUGAAAGCGGAAGAAUUCCAAAGGAACUCCGUUAUUUUGACAGAAAAAUACAAUAAAGAAUAUCGUUAAAUGUAGCGCGUCAAUUCUGCAUGUGAAAGCAUUAUGAAAGACUCUCUUGCUCUGUAUCUUUGUUUGCGCGCGUGUAUGUGAGAGAAAGCGACGGCCAGUCCUGCGCUUCACACUAGAGUUUAUGGUACGUCAAAUACAGCUACACUGCGCAUCCAUUCAGAUGAACUGAAAAAUUUAAUUCUAAUAAUAUAAUAUAGUAACGCCACAUUUUAUUGUCAGUAACGGUAACGGCGUUGUAACGGGGGAAACAGUAAUUCGUUUGAUUACUUGUUACUGAAAAAAAUAAGCCGUUAGUAACGCCGUUUAUUUAUAACGCCGUUAUUCCCAUCACUGCAUAUAUUACAUCAGAAGUAGCCUAACUGUAAUUAAAUUAGGCCUACAGAACAAUUAAGAGUAAUUCCUUACUUUACGUUUUCAAUUAAAUUACAGUAAUUAAGUACUUAGUAAUGCAUAUACACUCAACACAUUGUGACGUUUUUCUGUGGGCGGGGCUUAGCUGGAGGCAGAAAGAUUCCUCUGACCGCUUCACUAAGGCUAGCUAUGAAGUUUGUUCACCUUGUUUUUUUAACAAUGGCUGGAGAAAAUCCGAUUUUACCUGCAUAUGUAAGGUCACUCACUGUGCAGGACCAUGAUUGUUAUUUAAAUAAGUUAACUUUAAUGGACAAAAUCAGAUUGGCCGACCCUCUGCUCAUUGAUGGGCGAUCUGACAGGAUUAGCAUUACCUCAGGUUGAGUGACUCGUUAGAGAAACCUAACGAGUAGUAAAGAGAAACUCAUCUAGUCAUGAAGAUGUACAUAUAUUUCAACUAUUUUUACAGCUAAUGUUGAGACGUGAGAAUGAACUGGGUCAAAAUACAAAAAGUAAGUUAAACAUUCAAUGUGAUGGAUAGGCCUAUAUUAUUUGAAGAUGUAUGUAUCAUGGCCAAAUAGUUAUUUUAAAGUAUAUACAUCCUGUAAAUUAUGUAAGUUAAGCAUAAUUAACUUUUGUUAAAAAUUAUUAUGCAAAAAGGGUCUAUAGCGUCUGCACCAUAACGUUCUGUGAGGCGCGCGUUCUGAGUUUAUAAGCGCGCGAUGCCGGCUCUUUAAAGUCAUGUGGAUUCUGAUUGGCUGUCAAUGUUUUUUGUUUUGUUUUUUUUAUCGUUCAUCAGCUGCAAUCGUUCCGAAAGUGAUUCAAACGAUAUUUUUCCUCUUUGUCGUUAUUGUUAUAGCUGUUACCUAUUCUCAUAGAAUUAGAACCAUUAUUAAAACUUUAUAGUUAUCUUUAUUCCUUGGUGUAUAAACAGGCACUUGUCAAAACGGGCACGGUCCUUAUUUUAACAAAUUAUGUUAAUGAGAAUCCUUUAUGUCGAGGUCCCUGACUGGCUGUGAUGGAAAUAAAAUUAACAAUAAUCAAAGCACUGGUCCAAAAUAGGCCUAAAUAAACAAACAAGCAAGCAAAAGAGAAUGACUCAUUAUCAAGCCAGUUGAUCCAGACAACUUUCAGCACACAGGUGUCGGAGGUGUGGUAAUUCUCUCUCUUUCUCUCUCUCUCUUUCUCCUUCUCCAUAUCAAUCAGCACCAAUGAACCUGAGGCAUCAUCACAUUUCUGCUUGAGGCCUCAAGGCGUUAGUUGUAAAGUCGGCCAAUGUAACCGCUGCUAAUGACUCUUCAAGCAGUCCUCCUGCCGGGUGCUCAGGUGUCAAGAGGCCCAGAAGCAACACUGCGAGAGUUUCUGAAUUCGCAAACUACUUGAAAAGUUAUUGUAAUUAUGAGCAAAUGGGUCAUUUCCGAAAAAGCGGCAAAAAACAGCCUAUCAAUUGUUUCACAAACAUAAUAUAGCUAAAUGUUGGCUUUUAUUUUGUAUAUCUUAUGUAGGACAUAUAUAUAAUUAAAACAUUUGAUAAAUACAAUAAACAAAAACAACGUCUAGUUCUAAAGUCUUCUUCAAAUGACAGAUUCUAACUUCUGCCACUAAAGUUCAAAACACCCGACGCGCAUUGCUUCGGUGUGCCAAUCAAAGUCAGCCCACCCUUUGCUGUCUUAAGCAGUCUGUGUGGUACCAUAUCUGUUUGAGCUCUCGGCUGAGCAUGUUGUCAGAAUGACUUCUUUCAUUGCACUAAUAAACUAGUUUUAAAAAGUUUUACAAACUUUUAUAAGUUAAUUUAGGGCUCUGUCUCCGUCAGGCUGGAGCUAUCGGAUCCAAAAAACUGGUGGAGUGGCGGAAAGUCGUGGAGGCACAACAGACAGCACUCUCGAGGGGCAAAUAUGUCCCGAGAGAACCACGAUGAGAGUGUGGACCACGCUGCCCCCUUCCAGGACGUCUGUGAAGUGGAGCUCCCUGACCAGGAGUGCUGCAAGCUAGUCACCAUCAACAUUUCAGGUCUGCGUUUCGAAACUCAACUUAAGACCCUCGCAAGAUAUCCCAACACGUUACUAGGAGACCCAAUUAAAAGGAUGCGGUUCUACGACCCGCUGAGGAACGAGUUCUUCUUCGACAGGAACCGACCCAGUUUUGAUGCCAUCCUGUAUUACUAUCAGUCAGGCGGGAGGCUUCGAAGACCCAUCAACGUGCCGGUUGAGAUCUUUUUGGAUGAAAUUACAUUUUACGAAAUUGAUGAUGAAGUCAUCGACCGUUUCCGAGAGGACGAGGGUUUGUUAAAAGAAGACGAACGUCCCGUUCCGUCCAGUGAGUUUAAGCGUCAAAUCUGGCUGCUUUUUGAGCAUCCCGACAGCUCUGGUCCAGCCAAAAUGAUCGCUAUAGUAUCUGUAAUGAUCAUCCUGAUAUCCAUUAUUAUCUUCUGUUUAGAAACUUUGCCGGAAUUUAGAGAGGAUGAUCGUGUGGUCAAGAACCACCUUGCGCGGAACGGAACGACUACUGGGAAAAAAUCUAGUAUGUUCACGGAUCCAUUCUUCUUGCUGGAGACCAUCUGCGUCGUGUGGUUUUCCUUCGAACUGUUUAUAAGGUUUCUUGCAUGCCCGAGCAAGCCCGCCUUCUUCAAAGACAUCAUGAACGUCAUAGAUAUUGUAGCUAUCCUUCCAUAUUUCAUUACUUUGGGUUUAGACCUCAGCGAAGUCCAGUCAAACUCACAACAGACCACGUCUCUCGCCAUUCUGAGAGUUAUCCGCUUGGUGCGCGUCUUCAGGAUUUUCAAGCUCUCACGGCACUCCAAGGGUCUCCAAAUUCUCGGUCAGACCCUACGAGCGAGCAUGCGAGAACUUGGACUACUGAUAUUUUUCCUUCUCAUCGGCAUUAUACUGUUCUCCAGUGCGGUGUACUUCGCCGAAGUGGACGACCCGGAAUCGUCUUUUACUAGUAUCCCAGACGCCUUCUGGUGGGCGGUUGUUACCAUGACUACUGUUGGAUAUGGUGACAUGUACCCAGUGACGAUAGGAGGCAAAAUUGUUGGAUCUAUGUGUGCCAUUGCAGGAGUUCUUACAAUCGCCCUGCCGGUACCAGUAAUCGUGUCGAAUUUUAAUUACUUCUAUCACCGAGAGCACAGCGCGGAGGAGCAAGUGGAAUAUACGCACGUAACUUGCGGUCGCCCGUUGCCUGUGGUAUGUGACCGAAAUAAAAGCGACAGUAAACCCUCGCUCGUGAAAUCAGAGCAUUCAGAAGACGACGACUGGAAUUCAAUAAGCGUAUUAAAUUUCAGUCCAUCAGAGGAAUAUACAGGCAAACUCACAGAUGUAUAAGAACACCAGAAAGAGCUGUAGGCCUAUCAAAGCGCGCGCAUCUAUGAAGCAGCAGCUGUAUGACGACAUUUCUUCUCUAUAAAGAAGACGGAAGUUCAUAUUACCUGCAUAAACAUGCAAAAUGUACGGUGGCCGAGAGAGCUCAAUGCGCUGCAACUUCAGUAAACACAUGCAAAUAGAAAAAGCACCAGCAAAUCAAGAAAACAUCAGUUUGACAGCAGGUGGUGCAAAUGCUCACAAAGCAAACAAAUAAAGAAUUUUAUUUGCAGCAUGUUUCUUCGUUUGCUUGUGUUGUGAGCAUUUGUAGCAUGUGUGUUGUCAAAUUGAUGAAGUUGUUUUCUUACUUUGCAGGUGUUUUCUUCAAUUUGCAGUGCGUUUCUUUAUUUGGUUGUGUAAUGUGUUGUGAGCAUUUGCAGCUCGUGUGUUGUCAAAUUGACGAAGUUGUUUUCUUAAUUUGCAGGUGUUUUUUUUCUAUUUGCAGCGCAUUGAGCUCUCUCGGCCACCGUAAAAAUGUGUUUAUUUUUGUCAGUAGCGGUCCGUCAGAGAAAGAGGUGAAAGGAACAAACAGACUAACUGAUAAAAUUAACUUUUUCAAUUUACCCAUUAAUGUGUAUAAUGCAUAUGUGGAUAUUUUAUUACACGGAAGGCAAAUUUAAAAACUGCACGGAUGUUACAAGAGGCUGACAGCAUUGCCUCUAAACUGACCAAGCAAAGUUGCUUCUAUCCAAAAGGCGAAAUGCAUAUAACCAAUCGUUGUCACAGAGGCAAGCAUUCAAACUAAUCAGAUUUCAGUAUCAUGUUAUUGCGUCAUCAAGCCUGCUUGUUGUCAGACAACAGGGGCCUGUAUCAUGAUGGUAGAUGAACAAAUUCAGAGUUACAGGAUUAGUUUCGAGUUGACAAAACCAAACCACUCCAAUCUGGCUUUACGGGUACCAUGAUGCUGAUCAUCAACUUUUUUGUCAACUCAGGCUUUGAUCCUGAUGUUCUCUAACCCAUGCAGAACAUAACCUGCCCCAGAGCAGGUUAGCCGUAAAGUGUAAGUUACUAUGGCAAUGAACACAGCUAAAAGCCAAGCCACUUUCAUGGUACCUAAAACCCAGGAUUGGUGCAAACUAAACUGAAACUUAGCUGGCUAUCCAGCUAAUCCGGCAUCAUGGUACAGGACCCAGGUGAACAUAAACUUUAGCCAAAAUAUCAAUGAUAAAAAUCAGUGAAGGAUUUCAAACCAGGUGACACUGAAUAAAAGGACGAUUUACCAAAAUGAAGGAGCGAAUGAUUGAAUUCACACAAGUGAGUUAAUGUUUGAAAGAAUCGGCUCUGCGUUCAUGUAAAAAAGUUUAAAAUGCCUAGUAGGGCCUAUAUAUUUGGCAUAUAUGCACAUAUCUAUAUAUGGCACUGCGAAUUGUUUUCCGUUGAUUUAUUAUUGCGACUUUAACGCUAUUAUCAAUGCUAUUUUUAUAUCAAAUGUAUCAUUUGUGUACGUAGCCUAAGCACAAUUACCGUAAAUAUAUAAAUAGGCUAUACAUUGGUUAAUCGAUUAGUAGCCUAUUAAUUUACAAAUCAGCCUCUCAAAAAAUGCUCACAGGCCGCUACUGAUUUUUGUAAUACUGUACAUUGUAAUAUAUUUGUAAUCUAGAAAUAAUUUAAAUAUUAUUUAUGAAAUGUUUUAAGCUUUAUUUAAGCCUUCAUGUCUUUGCCUUGUGAGAUAGCUUAUUGUUCUUUAAAAUAUCUCAAUCUCUGCCUUGUGCAAUCUAUGUGCUUUAAACAUGCAAGAGAUGUUCUUUGCCUAUGUUGCCUUUUCUCAGGAUAAAAUUUAAUUAUAUGGUCUGACACUGUAUACCGGUUACCUAAACAUCUUGGCCAGUUAAAGUGCCCACAUGACAGCUGCAGACCAAGUGGACAAGCUAUUUUUGUUACAUGUUAUU